AUGGACAAGUUUAGCUACUUGCGAUCCUCUCUGGUUGGCGAAGCGCUACAGGAAGUCGCAACCUUGGAGAUGACAUCGGCAAAUUAUGCGAUUGCUUGGGAUCUUCUACAGAAGCGCUACGAGAAUAAAAAGCUGAUAGUCAAGGCGCAUUUGGAUGCUCUCGUUGCUGUUGAACCGAUGAAGCGCGAAAGCUAUGACGCGCUUAAUCAUCUCAUCAUCGAAUAUGAUCGUCAUUUGCAGAUGAUGGGAAAGAUUGGCGAGGAGACCGCUAACUGGAGCACAAUACUGGUUCACAUGGUGUGUUCCAGACUUGAUCCCACUACACUCCGCCACUGGGAGACCCACCAUUGCUCCAAGGACGUACCCAAGUACGACGACCUUAUGACCUUUCUUCGGAAUCAGUGCUCCGUACUACAAUCAAUCGCUCCAGAAAAAUCUUCCCACACCGAUAUUCGCAAACCCAAGACGUCUGUGAGUAAUCCAGCAGUGCAAACCUCCAACAAUCGAUGUCCUUUCUGUGGAGAAGCCCAGCAUUCAGCCUUCAGGUGCCAGCGGUUCCUCAAAUUGAAGGUUCAAGAACGAUAUGAGAAGGUGAAGAGAUGUGGACUGUGUUUGAACUGCUUUUCUCCAUCGCAUCUUGUUCGUCUUUGCACGAGGAGUGUCUGUCGGCACUGCCAGCGGAAACACCAUACGCUUCUUCAUUUAGGAGCUUCAGAAGGCGGAGCAGCUGUAUCGUCGCAGUCCGGUUCCUCCGUCCCACCCGAACAAACUCGAACACAAAGAGCGAAUAACCAACAAACACAGCCACACGCCCAGAACCAAACAGCACCAAGUCAACACACAGGACCAAACACAAACUCAUUCCCAAUCGCAAGCACUAGUACACAUCCACUACCCACCACAAAUCGUACUCCCUCUCAACACACAAACUCACUGCCUGUUAGUAUUCAUACGCCCUCCCGUCAAGUACUUCUAUCCACCGCCUUGGUGCGCAUAGCAGAUCAGUACGGAAAUGUGCAACUUGCAAGAGCUCUGCUCGACUCGUGCUCCGAAUACUGCUUCAUUACCCGAGGCCUGUGUCAGAAGCUCAAGCUAGAAGGAUCUUCGAAUCACCUGUCUAUCGCCGGUAUUGGAGGAUCGUCUGCUAAAUCGACUAGAAUGGUGAGCGCAACCGUCGCUCCACGGUCACUCAGAAUAUCACCGUAUUCGGAAAACAUCCAACUGCACGUUCUACCGAAACUGACUUCAGAGUUGCCAACUGAGUUCGUGAAUGUACAACAGCUAGCGAUUCCGGAACAUCUUACGCUAGCCGAUCCUACAUUUUUUGAGCCUGGAUCGAUUGACCUAAUCAUCGGUGCAGAAUAUUACUACGAUUUGCUGUCAGAUGGAAGAAUCAAGCUAGUAGAUGAUGGACCCACUCUUCAAGAAACCGUCUUCGGCUGGGUCGUCUCUGGACGUGUACCCGGAUCUCCAAUUGCUGUACCACGAACCGUUUCCUAUCCUUGUACUGUUUCCGACCUGAACGAGCUACUCACGAAGUUUUGGGAACUCGAAUCCUGCCACACUGGAGGCACGUUGUCAGUAGAGGAGUCAACGUGUGAAGAAAUCUUCGAACGAACUACCAUCCGAGACGAAACUGGCAGAUUCGUAGUCACCCUACCGAAAAAGGAGGCUGUCAUUCAGAAACUGGGAGACUCCAAGGCCAACGCUCUCAAACGAUUCUACGGACUAGAGCGUCGGUUUGCAGCAAACGCUGCGUUGAAAGAAGCGUACUUCGAAUUCAUCAACGAAUAUAGGGCAAUGGGUCACAUGGAAGAAGUAGCAGAAGAUGAGGAACCCGUAUACUAUCUACCGCAUCACGCUGUGCUGAAGCCGGAUAGCACGACGACAAAGCUUCGUGUCGUGUUCGACGCUUCGUGCCGCACGUCGUCCGGCGUAUCGUUGAACGAUGGGCUGAUGGUAGGACCCGUCGUCCAAGACGACCUUCACUCCAUCGCGUUGCGUUUCCGAUUUUGGAGGUACGCAAUAGUGGCAGACGUGGCGAAAAUGUAUAGAAUGGUGAAGGUUUGCCCAGCUGACCACCUACUGCAGUGUAUUCUCUGGAGACCGUCUUUCGAUGAUCCCGUUAAGGCGUAUAAACUGACCACGGUUACCUACGGAACCAGCUCUGCGCCAUACCUGGCAACGAAGUGCCUUCAACGACUGGGAACUGAGGGUGCAGCAACCCAUCCAGCUGCUGCAAAAACGGUCAAGAAGGACUUCUACGUGGAUGAUGCGUUGAGCGGAACUGACGAUUUGGAGGAAGGCAGAUCUCUAGUGUCGGAUUUGAUUGAUCUAACCAAUUCAGCAGGCUUUAUCUUGCGGAAGUGGAGUUCCAACAGCGCUGAAUUGCUUUCCAACGUUCCAGUUGAGCUUCGGGACGAACGAAUUUCAUUUGAACUGGAUUCGUCAACCUCCGCUGUGAAAACUCUUGGUCUGAUAUGGGAACCAGCUGCAGAUAUUUUUCGUUUCGCCGUACCCCAACUAGAAUCGGAUGCUCCUAUCACCAAGAGAACCGUUUUGUCGGAAUCAGCCAAGAUUUUCGAUCCAUUAGGGCUAAUCGGUCCGGUAGUUGUGCAGGCAAAGAUAUUCCUACAAACACUGUGGAAGCAGAAAUGCGACUGGGACGACCUGCUGCCGGAAGAGCUACAGAAUGCAUGGAUUGAGUUUCGGAGAAAUCUGCUGGCCUUGGACACUCUUUCUGUGCCACGCUGGGUUUCAUUUACGAAGGAUUUAGUAACGGUAGAACUGCAUGGAUUUGCUGAUGCUUCCAACGCUGCCUAUGGAGCCUGCCUCUAUUUGCGAUGCAUCACGGUUGACGGUACAAUAACCGUCAGGCUCAUCACUGCCAAGUCCAGGGUCGCACCUCUGGACGAUUUGAAACGGAAGAAGAAGGUCCUUUCAACUCCACGUCUAGAACUUUCUGCAGCGCUUUUGUUGAGUCAUUUGUAUGAAAAGGUCUGCAGCAGUGUUCAGGUUCCAUUCCAACCGUUUUUCUGGACCGACUCCACAAUCGUGAAGUACUGGCUAGCUUCUCCACCUUCCCGCUGGCAAAUUUUCGUGGCAAAUCGAGUAUCGAAGAUCCAGCACAUAACCAGCAACGGCGUAUGGAACCAUGUAGCCGGAGCAGACAAUCCGGCGGACAUAAUCUCGCGUGGCAUGAUACCCGCGCAGUUGAAGUACGAAACGACAUGGUUUGAAGGCCCUCUGUGGCUACGGCAGGAUCGCUCAAGAUGGCCUAGCAGUUCCGCUAUCCCGGACGUCGAACACUCUCUUCUCGAGGAGCGAUCUGUCGUCGAACUGCCAGCUCGUGUGAAGAUUCCUAGCGAAAUCUUUCUUCUCCGUUCCUCGUUCACCGAUAUCAUCCGGAUCGUAGCAUGCAUCCGGAGAAUCAUCCACAAUGCAACUCCGAACAAUCGCAAUCACAGACUCACGGGCCCUAUCAAGCUUCAAGAGCUGAACGAAGCGACGAACGUCCUAGAUCGUUUAGCACAGGAAGACAGCUUUCCCGAGGAAGUUGCGGCUCUUUCUCGUGGCCGGGAGGUGAAGACUUUGUCCAAAAUCCUUUCUCUUCAUCCCAUUUUGGUUGAUAAAACGCUUCGCGUUGGUGGCCGGCUUGCUAACGCGCCAAUCGCGGAGAGUCGAAAGCAUCCUAUGAUACUCCACCACCACCAUCCGUUCACCAAGCAGAUUUUGCGGCACUACCACAUCAAACACUUCCAUGCUGGCCAACAACUUCUGGUGGCCUCCGUCAGAGAGAAAUUCUGGCCCACAAACGCACGUGAUCUGGCCCGCACGGUGUGUCAUGUAUGUGUAACGUGCUUCCGGAGCAAGCCCACCGUUCACGAGCAGCUAAUGGCCGAUCUCCCGUCGGUUCGAGUCAAUCCUGCAGCCGUAUUCCUUAAGGUUGGUGUAGAUUUGUGUGGCCCAUUCUACAUCAAAUAUCCAGUCCGGCGCAGCGUAGCGGUGAAGUGCUUCGUAGCAAUUUUCGUUUGUCUGGCAACGAAGGCUGUGCACAUGGAGGUUGUUGCGGACUUGUCGACUCAAGCUUUCUUGGCGGCCUUCAGACGAUUUGUUGCAGUUAGAGGAAAGCCGCAGGUGGUCAUGUGCGACAAUGCCACCAAUUUCGUAGGAGCCAACAGAGAAUUGGAGGAGUUGCCUGAAGAUGAAGGAAUUCAGUUCGAGUUCAUACCGGCACGCUCUCCCAAUUUCGGUGGACUCUGGGAGGCGGCGGUCAAGUCGUUUAAGGGACAUUUUCGGAAGAUCGUCGGUAAUCAGCAGUUAAGCUACGACGAGUUGCACACCAUUGUUCAGCAAGUGGCCGCAAUACUAAAUUCGCGCCCACUGACUCCACUUAGCAACGACCCUAACGACUAUGCUGCCCUAACCCCGGGACACUUUCUGGUUGGAAGACCCUUGACAGCGGUGCCAGAACCCGAUUUGCAGGAGAUACCUGAAAAUCGGUUGGCAGUCUGGCAGCGAUCGCAAGAAUUUGUGCAAAGACUCUGGCGGAAAUGGAAGACGCACUAUCUUUCAGACUUGCAUAAUAGGACCAAAUGGACGAGAAAACGCGACAAUAUCAAGAUCGGCACCAUGGUAUUGGUGAAGGAGGACAAUUUGCCUCCACAACGGUGGAAGUUGGGGCGAGUCACCGAAAUCUACGCCGGCUCGGAUGGAAACGUCCGAGUAGUAAACGUUCGCACCAAGGACGGGAUCUUCAAGCGAGGUAUCUCCAAGAUCUGCGUUCUCCCUAUCAAGGAUAAUGCAUCCACAGACGAAGAGCAGUAG
Aedes albopictus (Asian tiger mosquito) is the source of this 4827-nucleotide messenger RNA. RefSeq lists its product as uncharacterized. Gene Ontology annotation, biological process: DNA integration. The record is from RefSeq and is a predicted model, not a curated record. The transcript is spliced from 2 exons. The coding region runs from base 1 to 4827 and encodes 1608 amino acids. Gene Ontology annotation, molecular function: nucleic acid binding. Lineage: Eukaryota; Metazoa; Arthropoda; Insecta; Diptera; Culicidae.